Molecule: messenger RNA, 845 nt
Organism: Vitis riparia (riverbank grape)
Lineage: Eukaryota; Viridiplantae; Streptophyta; Magnoliopsida; Vitales; Vitaceae
Product: pectinesterase inhibitor-like
Exons: 1
Coding region: 28-672 (214 amino acids)
Biological process (GO): negative regulation of catalytic activity
Molecular function (GO): enzyme inhibitor activity
Source: RefSeq, a predicted model, not a curated record
UGCCUCCAUCCUCCAAGAGAAGAGACGAUGGAGCAAACCAAACACCUUCUACUCAUCAUCUCCAUCUCCUCUCUUCUCUUCUCCUUCUCUGCAGAAGCCAUUUGCGUCCCCAAAAACACCACCCAUCAGGCUCAUUCCCCAGCCCGGCUUCCCUCAAUCCGAUCACCACCACAUGUCUCUUCCCCUCCCCGGCGGCCCGUUGCUUCCCAUUCGACCCCAUUCGACCCUGCCAUCAAGGCAAUAUGUGAGAAAACCGACUAUCCUUCUCUCUGCAUGUCCUCCCUUGCUCCAUUUCUAGCCAGCUCGAACAACCCGGCUGCAGUCCUGGAGAUGGCGAUAAAGGCAUCCGUGAACUACACCGAAGCCGCUCUAGCAAAAGCCAUGCGCCUAUCCUCCGACCCCUUCACAUCGUCCAUUACCAAGGCCUACAUCGCAGACUGCCAGGAGAACUACAGCGACGCCAUCGAUAACUUCAACAUCGCAGCCAACGCGAUUUCCAGCGGCGAUAUUGGGUUGAUGAACAGCAUGCUUAGUGGGGCUAUAUCAGAUUUUCAGACUUGUGAUGACGGUUUCGCUGAGAUGAAUGAGCUCGAUUCACCCUUCAAGGAAAUAGACACGAACCUCUCUCACAUGGCCAGCAACUGCCUGGCCAUUGCUGCUUUGCUUCCUUGAUAGAAUCAACUAUGGGGAGUCAGCCAUUGUUGUGUUGUUUAUCAUCAUUUUCAACUGCUUUCUUCUUUGUUGUAUGCAACACAACUGCUUAUGCAGAAAGGAUAUAUACAUAUACAUAUACAUGGAGGAAUUUUUAAAAUUAAGCUUCAUUUGAAAUCUGCUUUCUUAUUUUC